AACGUGCUUGCACUGGGCAAGACAUCACACGAUUUAACUCCAAGAGAAAGUGAAUUGUGACACCGGGCGCUCGGAGACGACGAAAACCAGGCUUUGAACGGUAACCAGUCCGGCAGAAUUAUUUCAUAUUCACAAAGCCACAAAGCUCCAAAACGCAAGUAUUUAAGAACUCAGACCUCAGACAUAAAGCGAAGACCACUCUUAAGUCUCAUCGUCAAAGAACGAUAGCAAUCCGCACGAAAAUGGUCCAGGAUAAUAGCGUUCCUUCCAGUCCAGUAGACGUGGCUUUUGAGGAACUCUUUGAAGUUAUUCCAGAGUUAAAGAUGUUCACCCCGGCACAAGUCGUACCAGGCGCUGAUAACGCGGAGCAAGAUGGGCUUAUGACUGGGUCUCUGGGCCUCGAAGAAGCCCGGAUGUACAAGAGUGAGCCAGAUCUGCGAAUUAAGAGCGAGCCAUCAGCCUUUAGCGAGGUAACCAACUACUGGCUUCAAUGCAGCAUGCAGCUGGGCGACACGCAAUACCAGACACACGCGCGUGAUCCUUUCCUAUGCGCGCGUGAUCCCUUCGCCAGCUUUCAUGAGCAGAUGGAUAACUUGGAGUGGCGGCCGCCGGUACUUCAAGCCAUGGCUCUGUGCAAGCAAGAAUCUGCCUCUGAAGUAGACGAGAUGUUGAUAAGUCAGACGCAGAACGCUUGUCAGCUUGGAGCAAGAAAAGAAACAUCUGAAAGUCAAUGCAAAGUAUUCAUGCCUUCGUACUGGGACCAACAGUUUGUGAAUGACUGUGAACCAUGGUACGAUCAUCUAGAGAAUCCUCGCGGUAAACCUUUCGUCGGCGGACCUAGGAACGGCAUCUUCAAGAGCGAAAACGCAAACAGCUUUUUCAAAGAAGAAGAUCCUACGAAAGACGAAACUGACAUGGUGCAGGACCGAGACUCCGAAAGCCCCGCGAGUUUCACGAGCGUGGAUAGUCCUCCAGAGUUUCCGUGGAACACACGAACCAUCCCCGGUUCCAGAACGAGUGAUAUAAGCGCAUUUAGUUCAACAGAACAGAAGUUUGUGAUGCACAAAAACCACAAAACAACCUUUAAGUCCGGUCGCCCUCGAUUGUGUCAAUUCUUGCUCGAGCUCCUUAACCACCCAGAUAAAUAUGGCUACAUGAUCGACUGGAUCGACAAAGAGAAAGGCGUGUUUAAGUUCAUCAACUCCAGCGAAGUAGCGCGCUUGUGGGGAAAUCGUCGUAAUAAGCCCUCCAUGAAGUACGAGAACUUUGCUCGCUCCUUGCGCACCUACAUUGCUAAAGGAAUACUUGCAAAGCCUCGCAGCAAACUGGUCUACCAAUUCGCCAGAGUAAAAAGUUGAAGCUCUUUACAACAACCACAAUACUACCAUACUCGACCCCAACCUCCGACACAGAAAGAACACUAGAAUCGCCUUAAAGAUGAGACCAGAAGGAAGAAAAUCCCAGAUGUUGUUGCUUAAGGCACUACAGUGUUCGGAAUGGGUUCGCCACUAGGCGGAAAAGGAAAGACGCCGAAGAACGAGACAUCAAGUCAUAAGGACUCGACUUGAGUUUAUACCACGAGACUGAGUUUAUACCACGAAGAAAAAAGAUAUUUAAUUAGAUAUUACGUACGAUAUCCAAUCGAAUUAGGCGCAGUCGAACCUUCUGAACAACGUAGAAUUUGAAGCAAGAAUAACCUAAAAAGACAGUAUUUUUUAUUCUAACAAAGUUAAAUUGCAAGUUAAAUAAUAAUUAGAGUUUCCCUUUCCUCUGUCCUUUUACUUUACUGCCAAAGUGUUCGAUUCCGAGGCCAUAUGGCGUUCUCUUAUAAUAUAAUUGAUUUUUAGAUGACAUUGCAAAAAGUUAGAUGAUGCUAUUUUGAUCCCUCCCCCGAAAAAAAAAAGAAUAAAACAA
Pocillopora verrucosa is the source of this 1914-nucleotide messenger RNA. RefSeq names its product SAM pointed domain-containing Ets transcription factor-like. The record is from RefSeq and is a predicted model, not a curated record. Gene Ontology annotation, biological process: regulation of transcription by RNA polymerase II; cell differentiation. NCBI's taxonomy places the organism in Eukaryota, Metazoa, Cnidaria, Anthozoa, Scleractinia, Pocilloporidae. Gene Ontology annotation, molecular function: sequence-specific DNA binding; DNA-binding transcription factor activity, RNA polymerase II-specific. Gene Ontology annotation, cellular component: nucleus.